CAAGCCGGAGCGGACAUUUAGGGGAGUCUCGCUUGGACCUGGACCGUCUGGCUGGUCGCUGUGCAGUCGGGAUGGCCAGCGGGGAUUUUUUGGCCUGCAUGAAUUCACCGGAGCAUAAAAACUGGCUGAAAGCAGUUUAUUGUCUCCGUCAAAUCAUGAGGGAACCCCUCGCAUUGUACACCAAUGACCAGAUGAAAUCCUUCCACCGGGAUCUGCGCCAGCAAAACGUUUUUCUACAAACAGCGUGUAACACUCCUCCCAGGCUGAGAAGAGACGAGCUGUCUCAGCCAUGUGAAUCCUGCUCGAGGUGGAUGGACGUGAUCAUGCAGCACCACAGGCAGCCCACUGUCACAGUGAACUGGGACAACUGCAACCCCUCCCACUGGAGACACGAUUACUGGGAGGUGGCCAAGGCGUAUAUGCCGCGGGGCCUCAAGAAAGUGGGGAGGGCACACGAGUGCGACACCCCUGCUCUGCUCAACCUGAUCAACUUCUGUGAUCACUUCAAGUUAGACACCACAGUGGUCAGACAGGUGAUCCAGUACAGAAAUGAGCUGGUGCAUGCGAUAUUUAAGGUGAAUGAUGAGUGGCUGCAUGGCUUCCGCACCAGUCUGAGCAACCUCAUAAGGCAGUUCCACAGCGAACCAUGGAUGGAAAAGGUCCAGCAACAAAUACAAGAGACGCUGGCGUUGGAUUUGUCGAUAUCUAUUGUCUUCCAAGGCCACGCUGCUGAUGGCCUUGUUGCUGAUAACAUGAAUUAUGCCAUCGCUCAAGGACCCGCACGUGACGACGCUGACAGCCGACGGAGCGAACUAGCUUUCUCAAUCCGCCAAAUGCAAGUCCAGUCGCUUCGAGAGACGGUGCAUGAGCUGCUGUAUGGUGAAGACACACAGGACUCUGAGGAGUUGGCGAUGCUCAGCAGCUUCCUGCAGGCCAACAGAAACCUGGAACAGCUUUUCUCUGCAGAGCUUCAGACCAUCAGGUCACUGAGGGAGGAGAGGAAAUGAGAUGAGAAAGGAGGAACAUCUCUCUAAACCGUUGAAUGCCAUAGGUCAACCCGUUAAUAACCACGGAGAGACACAAAGAAAAAAAAUACAAAGGAGCGGGACCAAAACUCUACUUGUCUUUCCUUUUAAGCCUUUUGGAGGCUGUUUGUUCUAUAUUUAUAUAUGAAGCAGCUUAGGUACUUUCACUGCUUAAAGGCCCCAUGCUGUACACUUUUACAGGGUUUUAUUUUAACCGUUGAUAUCCCCAGCAAGAUGUAUUUGUGGUUUUGAGUACCUUUGGUCUGCUAAACAUAGUUUCACAGCUCCUCUCUCUUGCUUUUCUCCCGGAGCUCUGGCGGCACGGUUCGUUUAGCCAAUCAGAAGAGAGAAUCAGCACCUCUCCACUGAUUGGCUGACUGUUUUCUGAGUGAAACAUUGUUGGGCCAUUCACAAGCAAGUAACUGAAACCCAGUUGUUGAAUUGUUCUUAUUUUACUCCCUGCAAAUGUUUACAGUGAUUAUUCUGAUCACUGACCCCUCCCUGUAUUCUUGGGACGCACUUUGAAACAAAUCAGGUCUAUCUGCAGGUUGACAGGAGGGCAGGGUUAAAUAACUGUGGGCUGCUGUUAAAAAUUUCAAACAAUAAAACCUUGACAAAUCUUUAAACAUCCUCUCUCAUCCACCGAUCCCUUCAAAUAAAACUGUUUCUCUCCCAAACUGAAAUCCCUUUGUUUUGCACUUGUGAAUGAUCCUUCCCUGCCCUAUGUCCCGUCCAAACAUCGUGUUUCAACAAGAAAUACAUCAAAUCAAGAAAGUGAGAGUCUAUUUCAUAGGGUCUUUAAUGCUUCAGAUGAUUUUGGUUAUGCUGAGUGGAGUAUGGAGGGCUGGCUGGCCCAGAAGGAGCUUGUCUCUCUGUGGUUCUUCUAAAGGUUUCUCCCAUUUUCCCCCUCUCCUUCUGGCCUUAGAGGUUCUCAGGAGUUUUUUUAACAUGUGUAUUUGUUUCCUAUGAACUGGGGGCCUGUAAAGCCUUGUGAAUUUUGUAACUGAUUAAAGAUUCUAAGUUCGCUGAAACUUUAAUAAAAUUUGAAAUGUGAAA
Messenger RNA from Myripristis murdjan (pinecone soldierfish), 2081 nucleotides. RefSeq lists its product as uncharacterized. The record is from RefSeq and is a predicted model, not a curated record. NCBI's taxonomy places the organism in Eukaryota, Metazoa, Chordata, Actinopteri, Holocentriformes, Holocentridae. The transcript has 6 exons. The coding region runs from base 72 to 1007 and encodes 311 amino acids.